CGCAUAGGAUCGUUCUGUGACCAUCAUGUCUUGGUUUGCUGACCUUGCAGGAAAGGCAGAAGAUCUCUUAAACCGUGUCGACCAAGGGGCCGCAACAGCUCUGAGUAGGAAAGAGAACACUGGCAGCAUCAAAUACAACAAAAAUACGGACUGCCCUGAACUUGAGCAGAGUACAGAUCUCACUUACCACACUGGACACAAACCUGCGUAUAUUUCCACAUCAGCUGACAACAUUAGAAAUCAAAAAGCCACACUCUUAGCUGGCACUGCCAAUGUGAAAGGGUCUCGGACCUCAGUGGAGGCCUCCCCAGCUUCUGAGAAUUCAUCUGUCCCUCGGCCCUCAUCCCAGUUUGUCCGGAGGAAAAAGUCAGAGCCUGAUGAUGAGCUGCUGUUUGACUUUCUCAAUAGUUCCCAGAAGGAGCCUGCCGGGAGGGUUGAGAUCAGAAAGGAGGGCAAAGCACCCUCCCCUCUGAGUGCCCAGACAAGUAGCAGUUCUGUAAACACCAGUGGGUCUGCCAGCAAAACCAGCAGCGAAAAUUCUGGGAACCAAAGCCAUGAAGUCUCUAAUACAGAGUCUGACCAUGAAAGCCAAGAAGACUCCUCAAGGCAAAGCGAAUCACCAGAUGCCACCUGCCCUGAUCACAACCAAACACCGAAUGAUGAUGGCAAGUCACACGAAUUGUCCAACCUUCGACUGGAAAACCAGCUACUGAGGAAUGAAGUUCAGUCUUUAAAUCAAGAAAUGGCCUCUUUACUUCAAAGAUCUCAGGAAACUCAAGAAGAAUUAAACAAAGCAAGAGCCAGAGUGGAAAAAUGGAACAACGACCAUUCCAAGAGUGACCGAGUCACACGGGAACUCCGCGCCCAGGUGGAUGACCUGACCGAAACGGUGGCAGCCAAGGAUUCCCAGCUGGCCAUCCUCAAAGUGAGACUGCAAGAAGCAGACCAGCUUCUGAAGACACGCACAGAAACUCUAGAAGCCUUACAGAGUGAAAAGUCACGAAUAAUUCAAGAUCACAGCGAAGGGAGCAGCCUGCAGAAUCAAGCUCUGCAGACGCUUCAGGAGAGACUUCACGAAGCAGAUGCAGCUCUGAAGAGAGAACAGGAGAGCUAUAAACAGAUGCAGAGUGAGUUUGCUGCGCGCCUUAAUACAAUGGAAGUGGAACGUCAGAAUUUGGCAGAAUCUGUUACGCUGGCAGAAAGAAAAUACUCAGAUGAAAAGAAGAAGAUUGAAGAGCUCCAGCAGCAAAUGAAAACAUACAAGUCCAACCUAGAAUCCUCUAAGCAGGAGUUAAUUGACUACAAGCAAAAAGCUGCAAGGAUACUGCAGUCUAAGGAAAAAUUGAUCAACAGCCUAAAGGAAGGUUCUGGCUUCGAAGGCUUAGAUGGCAGUGCUACUAACAACAUGGAGCUAGAAGAGCUUCGACAUGAGAAGGAAAUGCAGAAGGAGGAAAUACAGAAGCUGAUGGGUCAAUUACACCAGCUGAGAUCAGAAUUACAGGAUAUGGAGGCUCAGCAGGUUAAUGAAGCAGAGUCUGCCAGAGAACAGUUACAAGAUCUGCAAGAACAAAUAGCUGGGCAGAAAGCAUCUAAACAAGAAUUGGAGGCAGAACUGGACCGACAGAAGCAGGAAUUUCGCUACAUAGAAGAAGACCUAUAUAGAACAAAGAACACACUGCAAAGUAGAAUCAAAGAUCGGGAGGAAGAAAUUCAAAAACUCAGGAAUCAGCUCACCAAUAAAACCUUGAGCAACAGCAGCCAGGCAGAACUGGAGAACCGCCUGCACCAGCUUACAGAGACACUUAUCCAGAAGCAGACCAUGCUGGAGAGCCUGAGCACAGAGAAGAACUCCCUGGUCUUUCAGCUGGAGCGCCUGGAACAGCAGGUGAAGGCAGCUCCUGGCAGCGGUGGCAAUGGCUCUUCCAUUAAUAUGUCAGGAGUUGACAGCGGAGAAGGCACACGCCUGCGAAAUGUGCCCGUUCUUUUUAAUGACACCGAAGGUAACCUGGCAGGAAUGUAUGGAAAGGUCCGUAAAGCUGCUAGUUCAAUUGACCAAUUCAGCAUUCGUCUGGGGAUUUUUCUUCGAAGAUACCCCAUUGCACGGGUUUUUGUCAUUAUAUACAUGGCAUUGCUUCACCUCUGGGUCAUGAUCGUUCUCUUGACUUACACACCAGAAAUGCACCAUGACCAGCCAGAUGGCAACUGACCACAGAUGUCUCAGCGAUUGGUUGGCUUUGUCCCAAAACGGGCAUCAUCACAAAGGGCCAGGGGGAGGAGCCCAAGAUGGAUCAUCACUAAGAGAUUUUUGACUCUUUAAGUUAUUACACACCUACUUGGCUACCUAAAGAAAUUUAAUUUCUUUCCAAUUGUAAGAGCUUCUGAAGCAAAUCGACUAGGAACAGGCUGUGUGUCCUGCUUGUCAUGAGGUUAGUGGUUGAGUGUAUAGGGUUGCUGACCUUGGUCAUCUGUAUAGUAUUUCAGGGAACACCAUUCUGGGUUAUGAUCAGGAAAAUGGAUUGUGGUGUUAUAAAUAAAAUGUUUUCUUUUUGAUAACUCA
Suncus etruscus (white-toothed pygmy shrew) is the source of this 2557-nucleotide messenger RNA. RefSeq names its product golgin A5 (gene GOLGA5). The transcript has 12 exons. The record is from RefSeq and is a predicted model, not a curated record. Gene Ontology annotation, cellular component: Golgi cisterna; Golgi membrane. Bases 26 to 2206 code for a protein of 726 amino acids. Gene Ontology annotation, biological process: Golgi organization; retrograde transport, vesicle recycling within Golgi. NCBI's taxonomy places the organism in Eukaryota, Metazoa, Chordata, Mammalia, Eulipotyphla, Soricidae.